AUGCACAGCUCAGAGCCUCUCCUGAAGAUGGCCCUGCCGAUUCUGCUGUUCCUGGGACUGGCCGAAGCCUGCAUUCCUCGGGAAGGUUUGCUGAGCCUCCAAGUGUUAAGUGAAGAAACAAAUGACUGCAAAGAAGAAGUUAAGCUUCCCCCAACUACUAUCCCCACCAAGAAACCACCCAAGAAAAGGAACAAAUGGAACCUGUUGAAAUGUGCCUACAUGAUGGUCACCUUCUUAUUUGUGUCCUACAAUAAAGGAGACUGGUGUUACUGUCACUACUGUAACCCAGAAGUGGACAUCAGAAACGACCCCUGCUGUUCUUUUUAUUGA
Messenger RNA from Pteropus alecto (black flying fox), 330 nucleotides. RefSeq names its product epididymal protein 13 (gene EDDM13). The record is from RefSeq and is a predicted model, not a curated record. The coding region runs from base 1 to 330 and encodes 109 amino acids. The transcript is spliced from 6 exons. NCBI's taxonomy places the organism in Eukaryota, Metazoa, Chordata, Mammalia, Chiroptera, Pteropodidae.